AUGGUAAUUAAUAAUGUGAUCAUGGUAUGCAUCGCAUUUUAUGCCUCACCAAUAAUUCGAAUAAAUGGUAGAUCGACGGAUAAAUUUGCUUCUUUAAAGCAAGCAGGAAACAUAUUAAAUGUAGCAGAACCCGCAAAUUGGGCUAAUUAUAUAAAUCCAACGUCAACAACUGGAUCAACUGGUGAAGCUAAUGUUGGAAGUGGAACACUCGCUAGUACUAUGGCUAGUUGGUCGAUUCCAGAUCAAUUUCGUGAUCAAGCUGUUCAAAGUGUCAAUUUAUUAGUGCUUGCUGCAACAGAAGGAACUUAUACAGCUCAAGCAUUUCUAUUUGAUACUCAAGCAGGUGCUUCAUUAACAACAUUAUUAGUUGCUACAAAGAAACUUGAUUCUCCAAGUGAUCCAAAUUCACCAGUUUCAGUUUCCUAUGUAACAAUUAAUUCAAAUGCAGUUGUCAAACAACAAUACACAUACUAUACAGUACGAGAUUGUCAUACGUGUCCAAAAUGUUUAUGGACAAGUGACUGUUGUUGUCAUGAUGAAACAAAAUCUUCACCACGUGGGCUUACACCAGAUGAAUUAAAUAUCAUAAACCAAAAAAUGAGAGCCGAUCAGUUUUCUUGGUUUAAUCAACAACCAUUGAACAAGGCACUUAAAAAACGUGCUUUAUUGAGAUAUAAUUCUAAUAAUCAGAUUAUAUCUUUGACUGAAGCUAUUGAAAAAUUUCUUUCAAGUAAUAUUGUUAAAGCUGAAAUAUUAACAUCAUACAAUGAUUCAAUUCUAUCAACAUUACAAUCUCAUAUUUCAUCAUUAAAAUUAUCAAGUCAAUCAUUGAAAAUGACUAAAGUAGAAAGUCAAAAUCUUCCUAUAGUUCUAUCAACAUUAACAAAAGAUUACGGUUAUGAAGAUAUUAAUAAUAAUGAAAUUUUCAUGGAACAAUUAAAAACAGGAAGAUUUUCAUAUGAAAAUUUAUUUACUAGUACAACUGAUCUCUAUAAUAAAACUACUACUAUGAAAUAUAUUUGGUUAAUAGGUCAAACUCUUGAUAAUUCAACAUAUUCAAUUAAUUUUAUUUUUGUAAACAUUACUUCUCAACGAUUAAUUCAUACAUUAUUAUCAAAUGAUACAAAUAUAGAUGAAUCUGAUUAUAUGGUUGAUAAUAAUAAACAGUUAAAAAUUGUACGUACUUCAGUACUAAAUGAUCUUGGUGAAUUUCUAAAUGAAGAUCUUUUAACAUUAAUUACACCAUGGCAAUUAAAAACAACAAAAAUAGCAUUGAAUAUUUUACGUUUUAUUGCUGCUAGUACACUUAUUCCACAAAAAAAUCGAAUGUUAUCCUAUUUUAAUUCUGAAAUAAUAUCAACAAGAAUAAAUGGCAACAAUAUUUAUCAUUCUCAAUCACGAACUAUUGCAGAAAAAAUUCUUGCUUUAUCAAAAGCAGUUUCAGCUGCUGCUACUGCUUGGAAAGAUAUUGUAAGUGCAUUUAAAUCAAGCAGUUCUACGACAAUUACACGUAUUGUACGAUUUGGAUUUACAUAUUUCUCUCAAAAAUCAACAGUUUUAAAAGCAAUUGAUAUACCAGCUGAUAAAGCAACAGAAUUUAUCAAUGCAGUUAUUAUUGAUUACAAUUUACCAUCAAAAGGUAGUUUUAUGCUUGGUUUAACAUAUUCAGCUGAUUUUGCUUGGGAUCGUAUUGAUUUUCUUUAUUCACCAGCAAACAAUGGAAUAUAUCGUUCUUUAACAUUGUUCAAAAAUGGUGAUAGCACAACCAAUACUGCUUCAUUUUUCAUUGUUGAUAUUGAUGCUGGUUGGCAAUUAGCACCUGAUUUAUUAAUAAUACAAACAUCAAAAAGUUAUCUUGGUGGUCUUUUCGAAAGUAAUAAACAGUCAAUACAAGAAGUACCACAUGUUUUAACUAUGGAUGAAGCUGUCAAAUUACAACAGUUCUUUAUGCUUGUAGCUAUGGGUAAUUUAGCUUCUACAAUAGGUGCUAAUGUUACUAUACCACAGUUGGAUUAA
Rotaria sp. Silwood1 is the source of this 2016-nucleotide messenger RNA. NCBI's taxonomy places the organism in Eukaryota, Metazoa, Rotifera, Eurotatoria, Philodinida, Philodinidae. The record is from the annotation of a GenBank genome assembly.